AUGGAUCUUCUCUCGACCAUCCGAAAAACCGGCUCGAGAGGUGGCGUCAACUUCAGCUGGGACGAAGUUGCCAACUCCAGCCAUCGCGAAAACUACCUCGGCCACAGUCUCAAAGCUCCAGUUGGAAGAUGGGCAAAGGGCAGAGAUCUGAACUGGUACGCCAAAUCUGAGGCCACCGCGGCGUCAUCGAACGAGACAGACGAAGAGCGCCAGGACCGAGAACAAAAGGAGGAACUGCGCAAGAUCAAAGAGGCGGAGGAAGACGCAAUGGCCAAAGCAUUGGGCCUGCCGCCUCCAGUUAGGAAUACGUCUGGAGCCAAUGCGGUGGAAGUUGAACCGAAGCGACAAAGAGAUCAAGACGACAUGGGGACGACAGAAGAGAACGAAGACGACACAGGAGCAGAAGCAGAGACAGAAGCAGGAGCCCUGACCGGCGCCGCGACAGAGACCGUCGGCGACGCAGCCCUGAUCGUGCCGAGGGACGAGACGAACGAAAUCGCGACCGGGAUCGGGAUCGCGAUCGCCGACAGCGUCGAGAUCGUGAAAGAAGUCGAAGCAGAGAUCGGAGAGACGACAGACGUGAUGAUGGGAGAAAUGAGAGGCGAGACGAGCGACGGCAGAGAGAUAGGAGCAGGCAGCGACACCGUUCGCGAUCAAGGGAGCGCAGACGACGGAGUCCUGGAGCAAAUUCUCGCCGCGAUGAUUAAUGCGGCCAUUUCCAUUCAUUAAUCUUCAAGAAGAUUGUUAUAUAGAUGUGCAUUUCUCGAGUAUUUUACAACUUAUAAAUAAUGAGCAAAGAUACCCAUAUCAAAUACUAAGAUGC
Molecule: messenger RNA, 823 nt
Organism: Trichoderma asperellum CBS 433.97
Lineage: Eukaryota; Fungi; Ascomycota; Sordariomycetes; Hypocreales; Hypocreaceae
Source: RefSeq, a predicted model, not a curated record